Molecule: messenger RNA, 492 nt
Organism: Aspergillus nidulans FGSC A4
Lineage: Eukaryota; Fungi; Ascomycota; Eurotiomycetes; Eurotiales; Aspergillaceae
Exons: 6
Coding region: 1-492 (163 amino acids)
Source: RefSeq, a predicted model, not a curated record
AUGAGAACGACAAAAACAACUGCAGAUACCAUCAAUGGGCUUCUGGACAAGACGGCCAGCAGCACGCUAAGGAGACUCGAUCUCGGAUUCCUGACAAUCGGCUUCUUGGGCUAUGUCUUUAAAUAUCUCGAUCAAAUCAAUAUUAGCAACGCGUAUGUCUCUGGCAUGCAGGACAACUUGAAGCUCUAUAGCAAUGAAUUAGGUUACUUUACGACAUACUUCAAUAUCUCAACAACGAACCAGGUUCUCUGGAACGUGUUUACCUGUUGCUUGUCAACCGUGACGAAUGAGAAGCAGGGUGUCUGCACCAUAUUCGUUGCGCUUAUAGCGUUUGUCCUGCUUCCUCGUUACUUUGGAUAUCCUCCAGAUAUGGAGCGGCUAGACGGCCACGGUCCACCGCAUCUCGUCAACUACGAAGUUUUUGUCACCUUCAUUCGUCCCUAUGAGGCAGGAACAUUACCUAUCUUAAGAACCAAGACCUCAGAGCUGUAA